This is a messenger RNA of Oppiella nova, 760 nucleotides long. Lineage: Eukaryota; Metazoa; Arthropoda; Arachnida; Sarcoptiformes; Oppiidae. The record is from the annotation of a GenBank genome assembly.
GUCGUGUCCGGUCAAGAAUUUAGGAAAAUAUAAAAUUAGUUGGGAUUCUGUGGAUAAGCAGAUGUUAUUAGUCGUACAGAACGUUGUAAUCGUUGAUAAUCCAAGAAUAAAUAUUACAAAGACAUCAAAAGGAGACAUAUCUUACUGGAGCUUAAUCAUUACGAACGCAUCACUAAGUGAUUCCGGUUAUUAUAUCUGUCAAAUCCAUACAACUCCACCAAAAAGAUUACUUAAAUUCUUAAAUAUUUUUGUUCCCCUGCAAUUUGAUAAAAUCCAAUCAAUGGAAAGUAAUUCAGUGGUCAGAGUCCGAGAAUUACAAAAUGUAAACCUCACGUGUAAAGCCACAGGAAAUCCUAAACCAACGAUCAGUUGGCGUAAACAAGACGGUCAGCCCCUUCUGGUAGAGACCAAUUCCAACCAAAUAAUAGAAUCGAUUGAAUCAGAAGUAUUGCAUUUGCGAGAAGUGAGUCGAUCGGCAAUCGGUUACUAUGUGUGCAUCGCUUCCAACCAAAUCAUUCCGCCGACUAUAACAGUUCCAAAUAAAAUGGUCUCUUCUUAUGUCGACCAAAACGUAACCCUCGAGUGUAUCACAGAAUCCAAUCCAAAGGCUCAACACUUUUGGAUCGAUGUGUUUGGCAAUCAAAUAGAUUCCAAGAAUUCCUAUAAAUAUAUCGUUAAAACUGUUGAUACGAAUGGCUUUAAAACUAUAGAGAUGCCGGAAAAUAUGUUUGCCUUUCAAAUAACCGAUUGGGAGCCAUAA